ACAAACGAUGAGACGGUUUUGUUUCGUGGAAGUGAGGGAGAUUCACUUUACCUCUUCUGUAAAAGUAUUCUAAACUCAUUACCAAUGGUCACCUGGUUAUGGAGACCCAACCACGAAGAUAAAAAUAUCAACCUUAGACAGAACCCUACACACUUUGGAAAACGACUCCACAUCAGGAAUUACAACAACGACUUUUCUGCAUCCAUCACACCUGUAGACUGGAGCGACUCUGGGAAAUAUGAAUGUGAACUUUCCGGCCGUUCACCUGUCAGGACUGUCUUUGAAGUCGUGGUGGUGAGAGUUCAUGCCGACCCUCAGCACCUAAACGAGGGGGAUGAUGUCAAAUUAAAAUGUGAAAUUUCUCAUCAGACAUCACACGUACAACUGUACUGGAUCAACAUGAAGACACAAGAGAACUUUCCAAACCCACAUAAUCUUAAGAAUGUUGAGAUCAGCCAGAUGAGCUGGGUGUGUGCUGUGUUUAACACAUCUGUACUAAAAGCUCUUAUUCCACUAACUCUCAACAUCAGUCAGCCCCUCAGCACAACUGCAACAUUACCAUCUCCGACCACUCACGAUCACACCUCGGCUGAGUCAACAGUUCUGCUACAGUCUAGCAGAAACACCAACGACACUCGCUGGACUACAACAGGAAACACCCCACCUCCAAGAAACACAACAAGGACCGUCUUAAUCACCGUCAGCACUUCAUUCUUCUUCAUCUUUAUAUUAGUGCUCGGUGCUGUGUGCUGGAGGACAUGGAGAAGAAAGAAUUUAGAGGAAGAGUGUCCUCAAUGUGAGAGAGAGAGCGUUACAUACGCUGAGAUGAGCUUCAGACAGAGAUCAGAGAGAAGGAAAGAAGGAGAGGAGCUUUCUGUGAGUGAAAGCGUUACUUAUGCAGAAGUGAGCUUCAGGCAGAGAGCAGAUAAUGCUUCCUCUGAUCACGAGUCUGUUUCUAACAUUGCUCCCGAGGAAAAAGUAGAAGUCCUGUAUUCAACUGUUAACUUAAAAACUAAAAUUGAAAAUUAGAUUACAAAAAUGAAUGUAAAUUACAAAAUAUGUAAAAAUUAAAUUAAGUUCAUAAUGUUUUGUACUGCACAUUUAAUAUAUAUAUAUAGCCAUUACAAACUGUUUAUGUAACUUUACACUAUUUGUGUGUGUAUAUAUACAUUUAAAACUCAAGAACUACUUGUCUGUAUAGAAAAAAACAACACAAUAUGACUUAACUUUUGUUCACAUCAAAGAAUCAUGUUACACCACAUUAUAUAGAACCCAUUCUGUUUACAGUGCAAUAAAAAUGUUCAGUUGAUUACAAAGUUUUUUUUAAGAAAAUAAAAUGAUUACUAUAAAUCUAAUUUAAUGGAAACAAUAAUAGCUUUAUUGAAUUAUGUGUUUCUUUGCUGAGGUUUCUUUACAGAAAUGUGAUUUAACCGUUGUGCUCUCUGUUUGUCUUUAGAGAAUUAAACACAAUUCAAUAAAAAAUAUUUAUGCUGUAAAAGUUUUUUUUU
This is a messenger RNA of Astyanax mexicanus (Mexican tetra), 1508 nucleotides long. RefSeq lists its product as uncharacterized. The record is from RefSeq and is a predicted model, not a curated record. NCBI's taxonomy places the organism in Eukaryota, Metazoa, Chordata, Actinopteri, Characiformes, Acestrorhamphidae. The coding region runs from base 85 to 1029 and encodes 314 amino acids. The transcript has 7 exons.